CGUUGUACAAGCAUCAAACAGGCACAGGGAAGAGCUUAUACCUCAUGCACUUGUUUUCACUGAAGAGGCUGGUAUUAUUUUACUAUGAUCGCUAUGAGAGAUUAGACACCUGAACUGACUAUGAACUGUUUUCAACACAUCUAGAAAAUAAAAUUACUCUUUAACCAAAUGUCUUACCCGACAAACACAUUUCAGUAGAAGAGUGAGAAUGGAGAACAGCACUGUAGCCCAGGGGAUGGAUUUAAAUGCCACCCUAAGUGAAGCACUGAAGAAGAUGCCCCAGGACUCUAUAGAAGUCCAGGUUGUCACUAUUCUCCUGGCUCUGUUAAUAUGUGGAGUUGGUAUAGCUGGUAACAUCAUGGUAGUCUUGGUAGUUCUCAGAACCAAGCAUAUGAUGACCCCAACAAACUGCUACCUGGUCAGCUUAGCUAUAGCUGACCUUAUUGUCCUUUUGGCUGCAGGACUUCCAAAUAUUUCUGAGGUGGUCGCCUCUUGGAUUUACGGCUAUACAGGUUGCCUCUGCAUUACAUACCUACAAUACCUGGGCAUUAACGUCUCUUCGUGUUCAAUAACAGCUUUCACCAUCGAGAGAUACAUAGCGAUCUGCCACUCCAUCAAAGCCCAGUUUAUCUGCACUGUCUCCAGGGCAAAGAAGAUCAUAGCUUGCGUGUGGAUUUUCACCUCUGUCUAUUGUAUUAUGUGGUUCUUCUUGGUGGACACCAACGAGACCAUCUACGCUGACGGUGUGGUUGUCAAAUGCGGCUACCGUGUCUCAAGGAACCUCUACAUGCCCAUCUAUUUCCUGGACUUUACCUUGUUCUAUGUUAUACCGCUCAUCGUAGCGACUGUGCUGUAUGGUUUGAUAGCCAGGAUUUUGUUCAUGAACCCCCUUCCUGCUAACCCUCAUGACAGAGUGGGCACAGAUUCGAUUCACCAAGGAAGAUCUCAAAAUGCCAUGAAGCUCUCCUGUAAACCGAACAAGGGUGCCAUAUCGUCAAGAAAGCAGGUAACAAAGAUGCUGGCUGUUGUGGUGAUCCUGUUCGCUCUCCUGUGGAUGCCCUACCGCACUCUGGUGGUGGUCAACUCCUUUAUGGACCCUCCUUAUCUCAAUACCUGGUUCUUGCUCUUCUGCAGGAUGUGUGUUUACACAAACAGCGCCAUCAACCCCAUCAUCUACAAUCUGAUGUCCCAGAAGUUUCGGGCUGCUUUCAAGAAACUGUGUAAGUGUAAGCAGCAGAGGCCUGAGAAGGUGACCAAAUACAACGUGCCUGUUUAUUACAGCGUCAUGAAGGACUCCUCCCAUGAAAGCCCUGACCAUGAUGUCACAGAGCAGGAGGAUAUGAAUGGCUUUCCAAUGCCAAGCAGGAAAGUCAACUUUACUGACAAAUGCAAUGACACCAAUACAACAUUUAGUGUGGCCUGAAAUGCUUAUUUAUGACACUUCAAAUAAAGCGUUCCAUGCACAUAGUGGGUCGUUUCUCAAAAAGAUGUGUCAGGUUGUUGCUCCUUUGUUUUGUUUUUAAUCGCCUGAGCAUUUCCACAAGCAUGACAACAAAGAGAUUUUACUGCAUCUUGAAACUAGAUUUUUAAAGGUUAGGGUCACAUUUAUAAAAUAUAACCCAUUGUGCUAUGCCUUAUAAAAGUUUACCACAGUAAAUGUGCAUGUACUUCUGCAGCUUUUCCCUCCUUUCCCCAUGGUUCAAGUAUGAAUUGACAAUAGUUUGCCAUGGUGUGCCAUGUGUUUUUAUAUAUGCCUUACCCUAACUCUCUGGGCUUUGUUACACUUUGCUAUACUUUUACUAUGGUGAACUUUUCUAAAUCAAUUUCUAAAAGCUUCAGAUAAUCAACUCAGGAGAUUAAUUUAAGAGCUCCUGAGUUGUUUUUUGCUGGUUCUGUAACAUUAGUAUUUGGUGCAAAUGUAGUACGGUGGUAAAUGCUUUGUGAAUACAGUCAAUGUGUUUUUCUCUCCACAGUUGGUUUCAAAUUGUACAGCAUUUGUGAAUAUAACAAGAUUUUUUAGUUUGUGUUUUUAAUACCUCAGCUUCAUUUUGAAAACAGCUGAACAGUCCCUCCAUCAAGGAAGUCUCUCUCAUUAAGGGUAAUUAGGUUUGUAGCAUGCAUUCUUGGUUUGAGGGAUUUUAUUAGUGGAAAAGAUUUUGAAAGACUGCUCCCCUUUUUCAAUUUGGCUGUGAGUCUGUGCCCUCAGUUUUAAGAAAAUUGUGUAUCAAUGUUAUAUCAAAUGCACCUAAAUUGACAUGAUAAAGUAAGUACCACUUUUAAGUGCAUCUAAUCACUGCGUAUUUACAUAGUAGUUACUUAGUAAACACAUGUGUACUUACAAUUGGUUGAAAUGUUAUUAUGCACGAUUACAAUGUACUUAAUGUGUACAUCUUUUUACAAGAUAUAAACCUAACCAUAGGAUCGCUAACCAUAAUCCUUUUCUGAUACAAUUGUGUACUUACAUAUAUUGUGCAAAAAGAUUUACACAUUAAGUACAUUGUAACAAUGCAUAAUAACACUGUGAUUAUGUGUGCGUACACAUGUAUUUACUAUCACACUACUAUGUAAAUACACAGUAAUUAGAGAAUGUCAAGUGUUACUUAAAGUAUUGGUGCAUCUAUACUCAAAUGAAGACAGACACGCUUGACAUUAUCAAUGGAGAAAAUAUUUACUGUGUAAAUAUUGUACAGUACAGUAAGUAAGAUUGAUAUUUUAGUUACAUUUUUUUUAGUUGUGUCUAUUGCAUAUGGAAAUAUUGCUCAUGGAAUCACUGCUGUACAGAAUAAUGUUGCUCUGAUAACUAUGUUAAUAUAUAUAUAUAUAUACAGUAUAUAGACCAGCUUUGAUGCAAUAGUAUCAGAUGUUUAAGUGCAAACUAAAUUCUUGACAACCAUUGCUUUACUGCCAGCACAUGAACUGCUACUGAUUAGAUAAGACAUACACAGGGCUUAUGCUUACCAAUGUCUGCGCUUGCAUAUAGGAUACAGAAUUCUAAAAUGCUCAAAAGUGAAAUUCAAAACCAACGCUGUCUGCAGGUAACAUUUACAUAUUCACUGAGCUUCUCUUUUUUUUUUUUAAUUUUUUUUUUUUUUAAUUUAGUCGUUGCCAAUUCGUUUUUUUAUUAUUUUCUCCCCAAUUUGAAAUGCCCAAUUAUUUUUAGGCUCAGCUCACCGCUACCACCCCUGCGCUGACUCGGGAGGGGCGAAGAUGAACACACGCUGUCCUCUGAGCGUGUGCCGUCAGCCUCCCGCUUCUUUACACUCUGCAGACUCACCAUGCAGCCGCCUCAGAGCUACAGCGUCGGAGGACAACGCAGCUCUGGGCAGCUUACAGGCAAGCCCGCAGGCGCCCGGCCAGACUACAGGGGUCGCUGGUGCGCGGUGAGCCGAGGACACCCUGGCCGACCUAACCCUCCCUCCCCCCGGACGACGCUCGGCUAAUUGAGCGCCACCCCCUGCGAGCUCCCGUCCACGGUCGGCUGUGGAAUAGUCUGGACUCGAACCGGCGACGUCCAGGCUAUAGUGUGCAUCAUGCACUCUAGCGAGUGCUUUUACUGGAUGCGCCUCUCGGGAGCCCCCACUGAGCUUCUCUUUAGAAAUGUUCAGCACACCAAUGAUUCAUUUCUUCUUUAAGGUUCACGCUUCAGUCUCGGUUGCAGUGUUAUUGAGAAAAAUAAUGUAAACUACUACAAUGUAAAUGAGGUACAAAAGUGUAUAUAUUUUGCUCUAUUUUUGCUUCAAAACAUAUUUGACUCUGUGAACGUAAUUGUGUUUGUAUCUCUAGUUUACGUUCAGUCAGUUUCAAUAUACAGUAUAUAGUUUGUAUGCCCUGGGUGGUGCCGGUGGAAAGACAAUGCAGCAAUAUGUAUGCAAGAGCUAUAUUGCUGCUUCAGAAUACAGCACCCAAGAACAGUAGGAAUCUAGCCGGGCACAAGAUAAAAAGUGAGUCGUGUUCCUUUCAUCUUGUCAGUAUACAGUUCAGGAAUGAGAAGGUUCUUCUACAUCUGUAGUCAAUCUGAAGUGAUUGCAGGGAACAACAUAGUUCAUAAAUCUUACCUGUUGUGUUACAUUCGUUACAAUGGUCUUGCACUUAAAGAAAGUUAUCAGUUUGCUUGUCUGACUCUGUUACUGUCUCACUAGUUAGUUCAUUUAACCUUAGCAGUAUCUUCAGGGCCAAAGCAUGUUAUCGGCUGCAAAGCAUGUCAGCCAAUAGGAAAGCAGAGGAUUGGUUAAUGACAAGAAAGAAGGCUUUGACAGGGUGCGGUACAGUAUUUGAUGUGCAACAAAUGGAAAUACAUGUUUGCUAUAAAAAAAAGUUUAUUAAAAACUGCACCGUUAAGACCUACAGUGUGUACAGCAGUGAAUGAAAGUAUGUAACAGGUACAACUUAAUAGUAAACCUGUAUUUGAUUUUUGAAAGUAAUAUUUAUAGUCUAAUAUCCUUUAUUAUGAUGUAACACUAGCUAUCUAGGCUACAACUUAUCAGUAAUUCAGUUGAGCUGUCACUAUAUGUGUAUCACUAAUUGGAGUAUUGCACAAUAUUCCAAAGCAUCCUUCAAUUUAAGAUGUAUCCGCAGGUUAUCCCUGUCUGUAUCGACAUAUUCCAAUUCCCAGUAGGUCUUAACAACCAAAAUGUUUAAACAAAUAUUUGUAUAUAGCUCUAUAAAUACAGUGACAUAUUCAUAUGCUGAUCGCCAUCUGCCAAAACAGACACAACAGCUUCUUUGACAUGAUCAAUGAAAUAUAAAUAACGUCUGUUUUCAGAACUUACAUGAAAGUCUGUUCUGUAUUAUUAUAAACAAGUUACAUACCAGGCUAUCGAAAUGUUUCUUUUCAGUCUCUUUAUUAAUUGGUAACAUUUAAUUUUAAGUGACAUUAAUAAAACUGUAUCUUAUGCAGUUGUCUAUUUAUGGUGUAGUAGAAAACUAGUUCAUUUCAGCUGGUAAAUUUGAUUUAAUUCAUUGAUUUAACACAAAUGUUAUGUACAGUGUUCAUCAGUCUAUUAUAUGUCAUUUAGAAGGUGUGUUUAUUUUGUUAUGUGUUUUAUUAUAGCAGCUGCAUAUAUAUUUUUGUGAACAUCAAAGUGCUUGUCAUUUCAUUCAUGAUACUGUAUAUUCUGAGUAAAACAGCUGAAAAAGUCAACUUCACAGAACUACAUGUUGUACCUAUUAACUGUUGUAUAUUUUCAUAUUUAAUGUACGAUUAUAUAUCUCAAUAUGGUUUUAUUUAAAAAUGCUUUAGCUUUGGUUUGUUUGUGUGUUGAUCAUGUGCAACAUUUUGAUAACCUUCUGCUUUAGUCAGACCAUGUGUUUAUGCAGAAUUCAGUACUAUGUUAUAUUUUGUGAUCAUGGUUUUGUGCUGAAAUGUUUGCUUAAUUAAAAGAAAAAAAUGACAAAGUGGUUUUACUGGUUUUUUUCUGUUAUAUUUGAUUGAGCUAAUGUGCACUAUGGUUGGUUUUAAGGUCUCCAAACUAAUUUAAUUUGAGACCUGAGAGGACUUUGAACAAAGGCCUCUAGGCACAGAAAGCGUGUGAUUUAAUCUGCUACACCACCUGUCCUUGAGGCAGAUAAGCUUUG
This is a messenger RNA of Acipenser ruthenus (sterlet), 5574 nucleotides long. RefSeq names its product thyrotropin-releasing hormone receptor-like. Lineage: Eukaryota; Metazoa; Chordata; Actinopteri; Acipenseriformes; Acipenseridae. Gene Ontology annotation, cellular component: membrane. The coding region runs from base 209 to 1423 and encodes 404 amino acids. Gene Ontology annotation, biological process: phospholipase C-activating G protein-coupled receptor signaling pathway. The transcript is spliced from 3 exons. The record is from RefSeq and is a predicted model, not a curated record. Gene Ontology annotation, molecular function: thyrotropin-releasing hormone receptor activity.